Hymenoscyphus albidus is the source of this 422-nucleotide messenger RNA. The record is from the annotation of a GenBank genome assembly. Lineage: Eukaryota; Fungi; Ascomycota; Leotiomycetes; Helotiales; Helotiaceae.
AUGACUUUGACUAUAAAAGCGGCUACAGCAAGUUCCCUGACGGCAACUAUGACUAAAUCGAAUUAUAGAUCCCCUUCAGGUACAAAGAUAUCUAUAUCGAUGGUAACUCGGGCUACUGUAAGGAGAAUACUAGUAGCGAGGUAAGCACAGGAAAAAUUUCUACUCUUCAUACAUGUUUUCUUAAAAGCUGACCUAGGCUUCCUUCUAGCUAUAGCGUUGUUACUCUUAGUAAAUCGACAUCGAAUCGCAAGACAUGUAUGUCCGAUAGUCGUAGAAUCGCGAUCACUCCGUUCCGAAUUGCUCUUGAUUUUCCGCAUUCUUCUGGUGAUGACCUCGGCGGUGAUGCAGAGCUCGAUGACGAUAAUGAACUCGACGAUGAUAUGCCCCCAUGUAAGAGCAAUACUAUAUUACCGGGAGGUUAG